AUGGGAAAAAAAUUGUUCUUUAUCUAUCUCAACCUCAUAUACAGGCAGCUGGAAGAGGGGUUCAAAGUGCCAGUGUAUGACCGGUACAACGUGGUCCUUCAGAUUUUCCAGCAGCAUGCACAAUCACAAGUUGCCAAGCUCCAGGUUGCACUUGCUGAAAUACCCUAUCUCAGAUCUCGUCUUCAUGGCCUAGCAUUGGGGGAUUUGGACCGUGGGGGUGGAGGGGUGGGGGCCAUUGGGGGCUCAGGGGAGACAUUACUGGAAACACGCAGGAGACUUCUUGAGAUUCGAGAGGGGAAACUGAAGAAUGCCCUCGAAAGCCUGAAGAGGCACCGACAGGUCACUCGAAUGAGUCGCAUCCGGGAGCAGGUCCCCACUGUUGCUGUUGUUGGCUACACCAAUGCUGCUCUGAUAUGGCCCAUUCUGAUUGUGACAGGGAAGACAUCCCUGAUCAAGGCCCUUACUGGGGAGAAGAGUUUAGAGCCAAAGGAUCACCUCUUUGCCACACUGGAUGUCACAAUGCAUAGUGGACUCCUUCCAUCUCGCCUCACAACCCUCUUUGUGGACACUGUUGGCUUUAUUGCUGAUAUCCCACUUGCCCUCAUCCAAGCCUUUGCUGCCACAUUGGAAGAUGCCCUCAUGGCUGAUGUGAUAGUGCAUGUGCGUGACAUGAGCCACCCAGAUGCCAAAAAUCAAGAAAGAACAGUGCUGGACACACUGACAAAGAGCCUUUCAGCUGAAAGAAAGAAACUUGAUGGUAUGAUCACAAUUGGGAAUAAGAUUGAUUGCCUUGGACCAAAUGAAUUGGAAGAAAUGAAAAGCACAGCAUCACAAAAUGGGCUCUUCCUAACUUCAUGCAUAAAUAGGACAGGACUGGAGGAGGUGAGGGAAGAGAUCGAGAAAAGGCUGAUGGAGGUGAAAGAGCUGGCAGUCUUGCAUUUCUCUAUUCCUGCUGGAGGUGAAGAGGCCAGGUGGCUGUACAAGUACUGCACAGUGACAGAAGAGUUCUUAAAUCCUGAAGAUUCCCAGAAGACAUGCUUGAAGGUGAUCAUCUCCAAAGCCUCCUUGGGGCGAUUUCACAAGGCCUUCCCACUCCUUCAUCCCAUUCUGUGAUUAGAUUCAUUUUGUAAAAUAAAGAUGACCCAUGGAAAACAUGAGGUAGAGG
Molecule: messenger RNA, 1165 nt
Organism: Darwinula stevensoni
Lineage: Eukaryota; Metazoa; Arthropoda; Ostracoda; Podocopida; Darwinulidae
Source: the annotation of a GenBank genome assembly